Kwoniella shivajii is the source of this 1818-nucleotide messenger RNA. RefSeq lists its product as uncharacterized. The record is from RefSeq and is a predicted model, not a curated record. NCBI's taxonomy places the organism in Eukaryota, Fungi, Basidiomycota, Tremellomycetes, Tremellales, Cryptococcaceae. Bases 1 to 1818 code for a protein of 605 amino acids. The transcript is spliced from 8 exons.
AUGGAAGGUCCAGAUCUCGCUGAGGAAGAACAGAAAGCUCUGAGUGUUAUUCAUCAAUUAUGCGCCUUCGAAUUCCUGUAUAUGGAAUUAUUCGCUUCUUUGGACGGUAUUGAUAAGCUUCCGGCGAGAGGUUCAAAGACAUUGAGGUUUGAGAGAGACUGGUUAUACAUCAAUCCAAGAACGAAAGAGAAGGCAAAGCGAGACGAUGGAGUUGAAGAUCUGGAGGCAAUGAUUAGACGAAUUACUCAAUCUCAAAGAGAUGCAGGAGAUAAUGUUAUACCUGAACGAUAUCUGAGAAGGAUCGAAAAUAAUUUCCUCUCGGCAUUACACAAUUCUCACAUCAGAUUAGGUAUAUCGAAAGAGAUCCCAGAUGAAGUGGGCUUAUUCGUGAAAUCAAGGUCAAGAUCAAACAGAAGCUCAAGCUCAGAUUCGAGCCCUCGACCUAUGCAAUAUGCGAGGAAACAGCCUGCUUCCAACUCAACUGGAACUCUAUCGAGGAUAGAUUACCUUAGGAGAAGAGAUGUGAAUAAAGCUGAUCUCCAACAUUAUGACAUUGAUAAACCGAAUAUGAAAGGGAUAAGAUUCGAGUUAUUUUCGUUUCCAAGGAGAGUGAAAGAAAUUGAGCAAAUGGGAUUUCUAGAUGAUUUAACUUUUGAUUACAAACAUCGCUCAAAUCCUAAAGGUAAAAAAAGGAAUUAUAUUUUGAUUGGAUUAGGUUUGGCCAGAGUUAUCAAUCAUCACUGCAAAUUACAUAGUGUGACAUGGCCUUUUGAAAGCGACGCUUUGAGAUUUGACGACCAAAUAACCAGCUUGGGGUACAUGGCUGGUAGAAAAUUAGAAGUCAGCAAAGAAUUGAAACCAGGAAUGGAGGUUUUUGGUUAUUACAGUGCCGAAUUUGCGAAAUUAGAUUGUCUUUGUACAUGUACCGAUCAUCACCCCUAUCCUCGACCCAGUAGUCCGGACUCGCAUGAUUCUUGCCCUCCGCCCAGAAAUAGUUCACCAUUUCUCCGAAAUACCGAGGUACUCUCACAAGCCGAUUCGAUGGAUAUGGGUACAAUUCAGAUGGAGGGGUCGAAGCCGAAACAUCGUUAUUCUUUUGGAAAAGCACAUACUCCUUUCAAUGCAGAUUGGACCAGUGAUACAGAACUAAGUGAGAAAAGAAAAGAUCAAUUGACGAGAACUAAACGUAAAAAGGACAAGUACAAGAAACAUGCCGUCGUUGAACUUGAUGAUGACGAGGAUGAAGAUGUUCAGUAUGUUGGGACCCAUCUUUCGCCUUCAAAGCAAAAGAAGAAGAAGAGGCUAUUCAUCGAAGAGGAAGAACAGCAAGACAAUGAUAUUUUCAUUCAGGACACAAUGGAUAUCAGCAGUCCAAUACUCUCAGAGCCAGAACGAGAACCAGCACCGGAGCCCGGGUUGGACCGAUCAUAUCGAGAUCACGUAUCAAACUCCCCUCAUUCUGUAGCCAGUGGAAAACUCAAUCCCCUGAGCGAAAGAAUCGAUGAUCGAGUGGGAAGGAUAAAGAUGCAUGAAGGGCGAUUGGAAAAUAUCAUAGCUGAAUUAGUAGAUUUGAAGGAACAGAUCACGAAUGAUAGAAAGGAAAUCGAGGCAUGCAGAAAGGAGAACAGUCUCGCAAUGGUUAAUUCAAAUGUAAAUCGAAAGGGCAAAGGCAAGGAGCGAGAUGUCGAUGUGGAUAUAAGAAUGUCGGAACCAAGGAAGAGUGUUUCAAGAAUAAGCGAAAACUGUACAGCCAUCGUUGAGAACGAACCGGGGAGAAAAAAUGCAGGGAGUUCAAAAUGCCCGACGUCUCAGCAGUAG